AGUCCCAAGCACCCAAAACAAACAACAAGCAUCAUGAAGUGCAUCGCAGCUGUAGUCAUGGUCGCUUUGGCCGUUGCCGUCCAGGCUGAACCAGCAAAGGUUUACAGUUUCCCGACGGAAACCGUGGUUCAGCAGAACGUAGUGCCCCGCUAUGUCACUGCCUACUCUGCACCGGCCGUUACCUACGCUAGCCACGCCGUUGCCGCUCCCGUCGCCGCUUAUGCUGCCCCAUUGACCUAUGCUGCCCAUAAUGCCCAUGUCCAGGUCCAGGUCCCCACUGCCUACACCGCCCCGAUCGCUUACUCUGCUCCGGUUGCUUAUGCCAGCCACCAGACCAACUAUGUGCACGCCGUCCCAACCGUGUACGCUCCGGUCCAGAAGGAGGCUCGUUAUGUGGCCGCCACUCGUGGAGCUAUCCAUGAGGCUCCUCUGGCCGGCCACGCCAUCAACCAGAAGUCGCUCAACAUUGAGCCGGCACCCGGAACUCUGUAAAUCUUAUUAAACCACGCUACGUAUUGAAGGCCGAUGAUAUGGAAUGGGUUACAAGUUGUGUUUGAUUUUGAACGUUCGCUGGCUC
Molecule: messenger RNA, 577 nt
Organism: Anopheles aquasalis
Lineage: Eukaryota; Metazoa; Arthropoda; Insecta; Diptera; Culicidae
Product: adult cuticle protein 1-like
Source: RefSeq, a predicted model, not a curated record